AUUAAGUAAUGAAAUUAUUAAUUUAUAUAUAUUUUAGCUUUUCUGGUGGUUAAUGCUGUUUGGUGCGUGCGGACAUUCCGGCAUCCAAUUGCAUCUCCCUAGUAAAGGAGAAAAUCCGCAAUCACCCGGGAAAAUCGGAGGGUGUCAGAAUCGCAAUUCCUCCGAAAAGGAGAGGGCCAUACUCGUACUGUCAAAAAUCGUCACGCGACUCGAGGGAGGGACUGUCCAAUCAGAACGCAGUAACGGAAAAAACCGAAUCCGAACAUUUGCAGUACGUCAAAUCAAAUCGAAGAUAAACCCUCCAUUCGCACUCCACUCCGCCAUUUCCCUCGCGCCGAGCGACCUCCGUCCGUUUCUGCCAUGGCGCUCGCGGAGAACCCGCGCCGAUCGCUGAUCCCCAGCUUCCUCUACGCGCCUCCCUCCCCGUCCAGGGGCCUCACCGCGGGGGCGAGCCCCGCCACCGCGCCCUCCUUCGCCACAUCCGCGGCGGAGAAGCGGAGGAGCUUCGUGGUCCAGUCGCUGAGCGAGCCUGGGAGGAAGAUCGAGAUGUACUCGCCGGUGUUCUACGCGGCUUGUACCGCCGGGGGCAUCCUCAGCUGUGGCCUCACCCACAUGGCCGUCACCCCGCUCGACCUCGUCAAGUGCAAUAUGCAGAUUGACCCUUCAAAGUACAAGAGCAUCACAUCUGGUUUUGGAGUGUUACUGAAGGAGCAAGGAGUAAGAGGCUUUUUCAGGGGUUGGGUGCCUACUCUACUUGGUUAUAGUGCUCAGGGUGCCUGCAAGUUUGGAUUCUACGAAUUUUUCAAGAAAUACUACUCUGAUAUUGCUGGACCAGAGUAUGCAUCGAAGUACAAGACUUUGAUCUACCUCGCUGGCUCUGCAUCUGCCGAGGUGAUUGCAGAUGUCGCUCUCUGCCCAUUUGAGGCUGUAAAGGUCCGGGUGCAAACUCAGCCUGGUUUUGCAAGGGGUUUAUCAGAUGGAUUUCCCAAGUUUUUUAAAUCUGAGGGUGCUCUUGGGUUGUACAAGGGCAUUGUUCCUCUCUGGGGUCGUCAGAUACCAUACACAAUGAUGAAAUUUGCUUCUUUUGAGACCAUUGUGGAGCUAAUUUAUAAACACGCAAUUCCUAGACCUAAAAAUCAGUGUAGUAAAAGUCUGCAACUUGGCGUGAGUUUUGCUGGCGGAUAUGUCGCCGGAGUUUUCUUUGCCAUUGUGUCUCAUCCUGCUGACAACCUUGUUUCCUUCCUCAACAAUGCCAAAGGGGUAACUGUUGGUGAUGCAGUGCAAAAGUUAGGACUAUGGGGUCUCUUCACUCGAGGACUUCCUCUUCGUAUUGUCAUGAUUGGAACUCUUACUAGGGCCCAGUGGGGGAUCUAUGACGCCUUCAAAGUUUUCGUGGAACUGCCAACCACUGGUGGUGUUGCUCCUGCUGCUGCCCCUGCUGAGCUUGCAAAGGCUUAGAUUGUGGACAGAUCAAGAUCGACGUUUAUCAUUUUUUUCACACCUCCUCGUUGAAAGGAAUAAUGAUAGGAUUACUGAAACUGCUCUAGCUCCUAGGCAAUACGGGUGAUUAUUUGACAACUAGAGCUUGUGUCUUUCCAUUGUUAAAGCAUGUUGCUUUUGACAACAUGUAUUGAUCCAUGAAAUACUCUUUGUAUGAGUGGAAUGAGAAAAUUUGGACCCAAUCAAUAUUGUAGCCUAGGACUCAAUAAUGGGCAGGUGUCGCUGGACGGGACAUUCACUUGUCUGCCAAUUUUGGUUACGAAUGGUAUAAGCAAUUUAUGGGUGAC
Molecule: messenger RNA, 1787 nt
Organism: Eucalyptus grandis
Lineage: Eukaryota; Viridiplantae; Streptophyta; Magnoliopsida; Myrtales; Myrtaceae
Product: mitochondrial phosphate carrier protein 3, mitochondrial
Exons: 6
Coding region: 361-1458 (365 amino acids)
Biological process (GO): mitochondrial phosphate ion transmembrane transport
Cellular component (GO): mitochondrial inner membrane
Molecular function (GO): phosphate transmembrane transporter activity
Source: RefSeq, a predicted model, not a curated record